Molecule: messenger RNA, 1862 nt
Organism: Hydra vulgaris (swiftwater hydra)
Lineage: Eukaryota; Metazoa; Cnidaria; Hydrozoa; Anthoathecata; Hydridae
Product: BSD domain-containing protein 1
Cellular component (GO): cytoplasm
Source: RefSeq, a predicted model, not a curated record
AAAAUUCAUAAAAUUUAGUGUAAAAUUUAACCUUAGGUUAAAAUUUUCUGAAAUUAUUUCCAGCUAUGAUAUAGUAUACAUUGUCAACAUAAACACAUUUGCAAUGUAAAGUUCAAUAUUAUGGCAGAGGAGGCAGAAGCAAACGACUUCAGUGAGAAAAAAAAAUCAAGUGAUGGUUCUUGGUGGAAUUCCUGGGGACAAGGAUGGGUGGAUGCAGUUAAAGAAAAGUCUGCAAUGACAUUACAAAUGGUUAAAAAAGACCUAAGUGAGUUUGUUGAUGUCAUUCAAGGUGAUACACUCGUUGCAAUAUCAGAAACUGCUUCAAAACUUGAUAACAAUUUAAAUCAGGAGCAACCUUCAACAUCUGCAGUUGUCAAAAAAGGAAUAUCAAAAUUUCUUCACACAGUGUCUGACUUGAUAACCUCACCACCGGAUGAUACAAAUGAUGAAAUUAUAACAUUAUCAGAUUCUUUCUCUUUAGAAAAUUAUAGCAGAAAACAAGAAAUCCUCCAAUCUAUCCAAUUAGAUCAAGGAACAUACUGUAAUGAACCUGAUGGUUUAUUUUUGGAAUGGCUCGAUACAUUUAACCUGGAUAAUCACAAAUCAGAAAUGUCAGAGUUGUUGAUACAUAACUCAAGUGUCAGAGCUAUAUAUACACAAUUGGUUCCAGAAGUAGUAUCUCACACAAUAUUUUGGCAAAGAUAUUUUUAUAAAGUACAUUUGUUGGAAUCUGAAGAAAAGCGGCGUAAAGAUGUUUUAGCCAGAGUAACCACAGAAGAUUUAAACACGAGAAAUGAUGAAGGAUGGGAUGAUGAUGAUGACGACAAGGAAGAAAUAUCCAAUUCAACAAAUCAGUUAACAGAUAAAAAUGAUGUUAAUUACAAAGACACAGAUCAAAAUGAAGUUAUUGAUAAGAUAGAAAAUCAAAACGUUUUAAACCAAGAAGCAAAUAAAAAUGGAACUGUGAAUUCAAUUGAUAUAGUUAAAAGUUCAGAAAUGGACUUGCAACAAACUAUUGUUUCAGAAAUCCCUGCAUUAGAUACUAAGACUCGUGAAAAUUUAUUGACUAAUAAUACUGAAGAUUCAUUAGAUUCUCAAGUAGACUUUUCUAAAAUAUGUGAAGAAAUUCAAAAUCCAGUAAUAGAUGCCAACAGUUCUGCUGAUUUUGAUAAAGAUGUAGUCGAUUCUAUUGCAAAUGUGGUUCAGUUAAUCAAUUUACCUGAUCAAAUCAAUAUCUCUUGUGAAACAAUUGAUUCUGAAAACUUUCCUGAUUGCUCAAAACUAGUUAAUGAGGAUACAAAAAAGCUUACUUGUUCGAAUCGUGUUCAACAAUUGCAUAACAGUUAUCUUAAAAAUGAAUUAUCUGAAACAUCAAGUUUAAGUUCAUGGAUGAGUAUUGAUGAUGUCAUUAAGGUAAAAGUUGUUGGAGAUCUCUCAAUUAAAGAAAGUUCAGCUGGUUCAGAUUCAUCUGCUAAUGGUGUUCUUGUUAAUAAAAUUGAUAGUGAUGAGUUAGAAGAUUUUGACCUUGAUCUUGAUGAAGAUAACGAUGAAGAUGUUAACGACGAAGAGUUAGAAAAAAUGGUGAAGGAUAUUAAGAAUAAAAGUUUAUCUGGAGAUAUUCAGGAGAAUGAUGACGAUGACUGGGAGAACUGGGAAUGAAUUGCUCUGCUGUUUUUUAAUAUAAUUUUUGUGUUUGCUUUGAUUUUAGAACUUGAGUAGAAAAAUAAAUUGCUUAGGUUACACUUUUCAAAGCUUAAGUUUUCUUGUAUAUAUUUUAACUUUUUUUCAUUAGUCUUCAAAUGAGAUUGGUAUUUUUGUUUUGUAUAGACUGUUUUAAAAUAAAUAUUCAAAAAUUUAAUAAA